AUGAGGCUGCAGCUAGCUGUUCCCCACGUCAAAAUAGACCGCAAGCUCCUGAAGCCUCAAGUGGAGAGGAGGAGGCGGGAAAGGAUCAACCGUUGCCUAGAAACACUCAGCAAGAUGCUGAUGCAAGACCGUGAGAACCAGAAAAGAACCGAGAAAGCAGAGAUUCUGGAACACACUGUUGCUUUUCUGAGGAGCAACAGUCACCAUGACAGCAACAACCUCCGCAACGGCUUCUCCACCUGCCUGCAAAGAGCCUCUGAGUUCCUCCAGACAACAGAACUGACCUCAAAUCAGAAGCUGGCGCUGUCAUCAAGACUGGACAUGGUUGCUGACCGCUAUCAUCAUCAUCAUCCUCAUCUGAAACGGGAUGUCCAGGCUCCCCUAUCUCCACCCAUCGUCUCCAAGCCACAGAGCCCCAAGAGCUCCACAUUAAAAGCUGCGUCGUGGAGCCGCAGAUCACCGUCCUGCAUGUCCACAGUCUCUCCCUCCCACAGAUGCCAGCUGACCCCAGACUCGCAUGUCCAGCCAUCUACAGAAGCUUCCAGACUCAUCACAACAGGCUACUCACAGAUUGGGAAGGGAGGCUGUCGUCCCCAGCAACAGUUGCCACCAACCCAGCCCAUGUGGAGGCCAUGGCCUUGA
Molecule: messenger RNA, 642 nt
Organism: Sardina pilchardus (European sardine)
Lineage: Eukaryota; Metazoa; Chordata; Actinopteri; Clupeiformes; Clupeidae
Product: transcription factor HES-5-like
Exons: 3
Coding region: 1-642 (213 amino acids)
Biological process (GO): regulation of neurogenesis; regulation of transcription by RNA polymerase II; anterior/posterior pattern specification
Cellular component (GO): nucleus
Molecular function (GO): DNA-binding transcription factor activity, RNA polymerase II-specific; RNA polymerase II cis-regulatory region sequence-specific DNA binding; protein dimerization activity
Source: RefSeq, a predicted model, not a curated record